AAAAGAUAGUAGUACGAGGCUCAUCGGCUGCGGGCGUGUCUGACUCGGUUCGCACCUACUCACUGCGGCUUGGUGACGACCAGGUAUCAAAUCUGUUUCAGCGAAAAGCACUUUGAUCGCGAGUAAUUAUCAUUCACGUAUUUUGUUAGCUUCCAAUAGUCGAAAUAAUCUGGAAGGCAAUACAUAAGCUCUAAUGACACAUCUCGGCAAUUCUGCCACCCAUCUUCCUUUUUUGAACUUGCCCUCCCAAGUCCCCACAGCUAUAAGAGCUGGGAUGGAACUCGCCACCGACUCGUGUGCUCCGCUGCCAUGCCCUCUCGACACAUUAUGACGCUGCUUGCCCCUGCUUGGGGACACACUCUGCCCUACAUCCACCUGAGCACGCGCAUGCUGGCGCAAGAUCCCGAGCUGGGCGUCACCAUCGUGCAGCACAAUCUGAUCCUGCCUAAGUUGCUGAAGGAGCUCAGCGCGUGCGCGUACGACAAGGAUCGUCUGAGGAUCAAGGCUGUCGGCGUUAAAGAGGUCAAGUUCUCGCCCGAGGUCGUCGAAGAGGCGAAUAAGCAGCUCGCAGAGGGUUGGCUCGACUUUCUUACCGAAGCGGUUGGAGCUGCACAGCCGUUGGCGUGGCCGAAACCUCACACGGUGCACAUGGAUUUCUUUGUCGGUGGCUUCGUCAUCAACCCGACAAAGGCGAUCUUAGGGCCCGCCACCAAAGUCGUGCUCUGGUGCUCCGCGGGAGUAACGAUCUGCCCCGACCACUUCGGCGAAUACAAUUUCGGGAAAAUCGCGCGCGAGAUAUUUGCCGACGAGGAGCGACGCGCAGGGCGCUCACUGGAGGAGAUCCUCGGCGACGUGGUCGUGGCCUGGAACGGGAGCGACAAGCUCGAUGGGCGGGUCGUGGACCUCGUGGGUGCGCUCCAGAUAUACGACUACGAACGGAACGCGCAGGGUGCCGGAGGGCCGCGACAAAUCGCGCCCGUUUGGGCGGCUGCGCAGGAGCUGGCUGCGGUUGCUGACGCACUGCUUUGUCCGGCCAGCAGCGCAUUGGAGCCCCUUGGCGCGCCUUACUGCCGGCAAUAUUACGAGAGUCGCGGCAAGGAACUGUUCUUGGUGGGCCCGCAGAUGAACGACACAGAAUGGGAGGUGUCAGUUGUGGGCACUGGCCCCGGUGAGCCCCGAGUCAAGGCCUUCUUAGAUGACUCGCUCGCGAAGUACGGCCCCAAGUCGGUGAUGUAUAUAUCAUUCGGAUCUCUGUUCUUCCCCGUUGCGACCCCCCAUCUCGUGGAGACAAUGAUCCAAGUGCUUCUGGAUCUCGAGCCUCCCCUUCCGUUCAUUUUGGUACUCGGGGGAGCCAUGGCCACGCUCCCUGAUGAAACGAUCGAUCGUGUUCAUUCGAGUGGGAGGGGAUUGGUGUGCGACUUCUGGGUCGACCAAAAGGCCAUCCUGAAGAGCGGAGCGGUGGGCUGGUUCUUGACACAUGGUGGCUACAACUCGCUGACCGAAUCAUUGAGUCAAGGGAUUCCACUCAUCUUUUGGCCGAUCGCCGGAGAGCAAGCAACCAAUGCUGCCAUGUUUUCAACCGGAUCCAAUCCCAUCGGCAUCGAGCUCUUUCAGACGACAUAGAUACGCACUGGGACUCAGCUCCGUCCUUCGCUCCGUCCUGACGCGCCAAAAAUCACGGGCACAGUGGAGGACGCGAGGGCAGAGUUCGAAAUGACGUUCCGAUCUCUAAAGGGUCCCAAGGCGGCAGCUCUUACGCGGAACGCGGCCCGGAUCGCGGAACUCUGGCGUGUGGAGAGGAUCGAUGGGGAACCUGCGCGAGAGAUUAACCGGUUGACAGCAUUCGGAGGCGGAGACGGAUAUGUAUCAGCGGGAAAAACCUUCAUUGCAUGAUGACUCUCCACCGGCUUUGGACGGGUCUCCUUGAGCCGGAACGCGGCUUAGAAAGCAAAUAUAAGAGUUCUGUUGUCAGCUUAAAUAUCAAAGUAAAUCAGUGGUGGAAAAAUCACACUCGCUACUACAAGACCAGUUGAAAGAAGGCUUCUAUCUUUAGAAUCAGCACCUCACAAACUGCCGCAAGUAUUGUAAGACGCUUAAAUCCAUUUCAACGGCCCACGGUACGUCAGCGACGCUGACAGAUUGCGGAGAAUUCGGGAGGCUGAAUCAGUCCCAGCUGUCUUCUUACCAGCUUCUUGCUGUUCUACCUGUCAACGCCUGAGGCUAAUUUACCGAGCAUAAAAACUGGGAUGGACGAAGUUAUCGUCUCACACAUCCGCCUAUGCCUCGCCGACACAUUCUGACGCUGCUCGCUCCGGCGUGGGGCCACACUCUGCCCUACAUCCAUCUGACGACACGCAUGCUGGCCCAGGAUCCGGAGCUCGUCAUCACCAUCGUGCAGCACAAUCUGAUUCGUGCGAUCAUUCGACGCCUCUGCGAGACAUGUCUGAUAGUUUAAUCCAGUGCCCAAGAUGCUGAAGGAGCUUGACGGCUGCACAUAUGAUCAGAGCAGGCUCAAGAUCGAGAGUGUUGGCGACAAAGAGUGGGUGUUUUUUU
Mycena citricolor is the source of this 2553-nucleotide messenger RNA. Lineage: Eukaryota; Fungi; Basidiomycota; Agaricomycetes; Agaricales; Mycenaceae. The record is from the annotation of a GenBank genome assembly.